UCAGGCGGGUCUUCUCACCAGCAAAAACGUCCAGCCACAUCUCAGCCUGCGAGGUCUAUCAGCACCACAGAUAAGGGACGAAACGGGGGCAAAAAGACCAAAGACGAAGCCGAGCUAGACCGGAGCAGAGCUGCCAUGGCGUUUCACUGGACUCUUACCUUACCGCUGCUGUGUCUGAUGGACUUCAGUCUAAUUUGGGCUUUCAACCUGGACACGGCGAAUGUCAUCAUGAAAAGAGGGGAUGCGGACAGCCUGUUCGGCUUCUCCCUCGCCAUGCACCGGCAGCUGGUCCCGGCGGAUAAGAGAAUGCUGUUGGUUGGUGCUCCCAAAGCGAAGAAAUUGUCCAGACAGCAGUCUCAGACAACAGGGGGGCUGUACACCUGUGACUUAAACUCUCCCAGCAUUGACUGCCAGCGAGUCGACUUCGACAAUGACGAGAACCUGUCGGAGGAGAACAAGCUGAACCAGUGGAUGGGAGUGACUGUGCGGAGUCAAGGACCUGGAGGAAAGAUUGUGACAUGCGCUCACCGUUACCAGCGACGCCACUUCGUCAACUCCCCUCAGGAGUCCCGUGACAUCACGGGCCGCUGCUAUGUGCUGAGUCAGGACCUGAAAAUUGACAAAACCACUAUGGAUGAAGGCGGAGACUGGAAGUUCUGCCAGGGCCGACUUCGAGGCCAUGAGCGUUUCGGCUCCUGCCAGCAGGGCAUGUCCGUCACCUUCACCAAAGACUACCAUUACCUGGUAUUUGGAGCACCUGGAGCCUUUAACUGGAAGGGCGUGGUAAGGGUGGAGCAGAGGAACAGUACGCUGUUGGAGAUGAAUAUAUUUGACGACGGGCCGUAUGAAGUCACAUACAAAACUGCUGAAGAACUGGACGAAGUUGCCGUCCCAGCCAACAGCUAUUUAGGAUUCUCUCUUGAUUCUGGAAAGAUGUUAACUAAGAAGGGGCAGCUAACUGUGGUUGCUGGAGCCCCUAGAGCCAAUCACAGUGGAGCCGUAGUCUUGCUGAAGAAAGAUGCUGAGUUGCCCCAGCUGAUCACUGAAUAUAUCCUGGAAGGAGAAGGUCUAGCUUCCUCAUUUGGCUACGACCUUGCAGUGCUUGAUUUAAACGGAGACGGAUGGCAGGACCUUGUAGUUGGAGCUCCUCAAUACUUUGAGAAAAACGGCGACAUUGGCGGAGCUGUCUAUGUCUACAUCAAUCAGAACGGAGACUGGAACAAGGCCACACGGACCAGAAUAAAUGGAGCCAAAGAUUCCAUGUUUGGGCUGGCUGUAGAAAACCCGGGAGAUAUCAACCUGGAUGGCUUUAACGACGUUGCUAUCGGGGCACCACAUGAUGAAAAUGGAGCCGGAAGCGUGUACAUCUAUCACGGCUCAGCCAGCGGCCUCAUUGACAAACCCGUUCAGGUGCUGAGAGGAAAAGAUGUGAACAUUAAGCUUUUUGGGUACUCUUUAGCCGGAAACAUGGAUUUAGAUGGUAAUCAGUAUCCAGACCUGGCUAUUGGAUCUCUGUCCGACACUGUAGCCGUGUUCAGGGCCAGGCCUGUUAUCAACAUAGAAAAGUCUGUAACCAUGACACCAAAGGAGUUAGACCUUACUAAGAAGAACUGCGGUGACAGCAUAUGUCUUCAGGUACAGGCCUGUUUCAAAUUUACAUCCAACUCCAAAGAUUACAGUCCCAUUGUCAGAAUGAAAUACUCCAUCCAGGUUGAGUCUAAAAGGAAGUCACUGGGUCUUCCCUCUCGAGUCAUUUUCAACCCACCCUCCCCGACAGAUUCAGAUUAUGAAAGCACAGGAGUGCUGGAGCUCCGAAAGCCCAACGAGCGACAGUGCAUUACAAAAAACCUCAAACUGCAGGAUAAUUUAAAGGAUAAGUUGAGAGGCAUUCCCAUAGAGGUGUCAGUGGAGAUGCAGAACCAAGGAGGACGCAGGAAGAGGCAAAGCUCCCUCGGCGAACUCCCCCCCGUGCUUGGCUCCAGUCAGCCAACUGCCAGUGAGGUCAGUUUUCUGAAGGAAGGAUGUGGCAGUGAUAACGUGUGUGACAGUAACCUGAUGAUGGAGUACAAGUUCUGCUCUCGAGAGCCCGGCGACAUCUUUAAACCUCUACCAAUUCAAAACGGAGUUCCACUCAUUUCACUCACUGGCCAGAAGGAAAUCGCCCUGGAGGUCAAAGUGAGAAAUAAGGAUGGAGAUGAUGCGUAUGAGACGGUUCUGACCGGAUCUUUCCCUAGAUCCCUCUCGUACUCUGCCAUCCGCAGCAAGGACCCUAGCAAACCGAUCAUCUGUGUGGCCAAUCAGAAUGGUUCUAAAGCUGACUGUGAGCUGGGGAAUCCGUUCAAGAGAGACUCAGAGGUAACGUUCUACAUCAUUUUGGGCACUGGUGGGAUUUCAUUAGAUGUGACCGAAGUGGAAGUUACGCUUCAACUCAAAACGACGAGUAAUCAGAAAGCACUGACUAUUACAAAAAAGGCUGAAGUUCAAAUUGAGCUGCUGUUGUCCCUCUCGGGGGUGGCGAAGCCGUCUCAGCUGGAAUUCACUGGUGAGGUCAGAGGAGAGAGUGCCAUGGAAACAGAGUCUGAUGUGGGCAGCCAGAUUGACUACGAGUUUAGGAUUAUAAACCUGGGCAAGCCUCUGAAGUCGUUUGGCACGGCAUCUCUGAAUAUCGAGUGGCCCAGGAACACAGUCUCGGAUAAAUGGCUCCUGUAUCUUAUGAAGAUCACCACUACAGGUGUGGAGAGGAUCGGCUGUAGCAGACCGAACGAAGUCAACUUCCUGAAGCUCACUGAGGAGAAAUCACCACUAAGAGCCAAACGUGAAGUCGGGGGAGAUAAAAGCUCAGAGGAACCCAAAUUCUCCCUUUUUAAAGACCAGAGGAAAUUCAAAGUCUUGUCGUGCGACAGUGGAGCAAAGUGUGUGCAGUUUAAGUGUCCUCUUCAGGGACUGGACAGUAACGCUGUUAUUUCACUAAAGGCCCGAAUCUGGAAUGGCACCUUCCUGGAGGAGUUCUCCGACCAGAAUUACGUUGACAUCAUCACAAAAGCGCGGCUCAGGCUGGACUCUGCACUUAAAAACAUUGUGCUGAAAAACGAAGAUGCACAGGUGCGAGUGACUGUGUUUCCAGGACGCAAGGCAGCUCAGUAUGGAGGCUUACCGUGGUGGAUCAUCCUGGUGGCUAUAUUACUGGGGCUGCUCCUGCUGGGAUUGCUCAUCUUCCUGCUCUGGAAGUGUGGAUUUUUUAAACGUACCAAAUAUGAUGACAGCGUGCCGAGUUACAGUGCCGUGCGGAUAAAGAGGGAGGAGCGAGCGUACCCACCUGGCAAAGAGCAGCCAUUGGAGAAGAAGCAGUGGAUGACUUCCUGGAAUGAGAACGAGAGCUACUCCUAGCCUUUUGCUGCGGUGGCUGUUAGCACGCGUUAUUAAUCUCCUUUAAAGGAAAACAAAACAUAAAAACCAGGCCAAAGACAUCUUUCCCCAAACCCUGAGUGCUUCAUGUUUGCACACCCUGAACUGAGUGUACAUAUCACAAUGACAGAAUGAAAGGAACUGUAAAACAAAUGUACAAAUAGAAUUUCUUACACCUUCUCCACUGAGGGACUGGUUUAAAAUAGUGAAAGAAAUUGAAAAGGAAAAAAAAAACAAAUUACUGAAUGGAAAAGGGGGAGGAGCAUAUUUGCCCUAAAAGGGAAUUCCACAGAUUUUUCCAAGUCAUAUAGUCAGUAAGAAGUUAACAACGUCAUACAGAGUGGAAUUGUCCACAGUGGUGGUGAUAAGAACCAGAUGUCUAGUAAGUAGACAAUAUUUUAUUAUAGAUUUGUUGUAAUAUUUUUUAUUGCGGAGACGUGCUGCAUGUGUUGUGAGGAAAAACAGUUCCCAAAGAAAACUUAAUCAUCAUAAACAUUACAUAUAAAAACUCAGGAGGCACGCGCAGGUGGACUGGUCAUUUUAGAUAGCAACUAGCAUGGCUGUAACUUUGUUUUAGAGAUAAUGACCCCUGGUUCCUAUCACCACCACUGUAAAGACAUCAGGUAGUGUCUCUAUAAUGAACCAGUUCACAUCAAACCACUCUGGAUGAUCCUGUUUACAUCUCAACAAAAACAGAAAUUAUGCAGAAAUUCUAACAGAAAAAACGGUGGAAUUCCCCUUUAACCCCACAUCUAUGCUUCAGUGGUCCCACAUUCAUGAAUAGGACAUUACAUGUGUUCCUAUAUGUUGUAUAUAUACUUGAUCAUGCAUCAGAAGAAUAUCUAUUUAUUCUGAGACUGUUCUGUGGUCACACAAACAGGCCAAAGACUAUAUGUCGCUGCCUGUCGGAAGAAAACCUUGUGUCUCCGUUUUUGUCGCUUUUCAGUUUUUGACAAUUUGAAAAUGUCUGAUGUCCUUUAUAUUGUCUGUAAAUUUCAUGAAGAAUGGACCAAAAAAAAUUGACCCAAAACUACUUGGAAAAAACUCUGGUUCUAUUGACUUACAUUAAAAGUAACGUAUGUUUUUUCCUUCUCCUGUAAAGUCACUAUUUUGAAGAUAUGAGAUUUUCUUCCGACAGUGGAGAGAUGCUUUUUUAUGCCUACAAUGAGGGUCUAUGCAAGGAAUCUAAAACUCGUCUCCAUCCUUUCGACUUUUUUAACUUUUUGAAUUUUACUUAAAACUGCUUGGAUGAAUGUAAAUAUUUGUGUUUUUUGAAUUCUUCCUUGUGUCUAAGUUCUUUGUUUUGUAAGUUAGGUUUUUAUUGAAUUGUGAAGAUUGGUACAGAUUCACAUUAACUACUGCAAUUGGACUUCAUUUGUUCUGACGGGAUUCCUGGAGGUCAUCGUUCAUCUACACAGGACAUUCUUUGUAGGUUUACUGUAAAAAUGACUAGGCUUAAAUUUGAAGCAAGUUAGCACCUUUCUAUAAUGAGUAUUAUGUAUGUAUAGUUUCUUAUUUUUUACAUACAUGGAUAUGAUGAGAAGUGGGGGAAAAGGAAUUUCAGCCAUAUUUGCCUACAAACGUGAUGAGAGAAAUGUUACAGAACAUUAGUUUCAUUAAAAAAUAACUGCUGUGGAUUUGGGGGGCAGUGGGAGUGGGAUGUAUGCACUGCAGAACUCACCAAUGCUUUCAAAUGAAAUAAUUUCCAUAUCUGAUGUGCUCUAGCAAACAAACUCGACUGUUCACUAAAAACAAUAAAGUGGAGAUUUUUUAUGUUUGA
Molecule: messenger RNA, 5185 nt
Organism: Pygocentrus nattereri (red-bellied piranha)
Lineage: Eukaryota; Metazoa; Chordata; Actinopteri; Characiformes; Serrasalmidae
Gene: itga6b
Product: integrin, alpha 6b
Exons: 25
Coding region: 136-3387 (1083 amino acids)
Biological process (GO): cell-cell adhesion; cell-matrix adhesion; leukocyte migration
Cellular component (GO): external side of plasma membrane; integrin complex
Molecular function (GO): integrin binding
Source: RefSeq, a predicted model, not a curated record